AGUGGAUUUACCGGGCCAUACAUAAUAAGUAAAUCUGGUUUUUUCAAUGCAAUUCAGGCCCGUAGCUUAUAGGGAUUGCCUAAUUCUCUGCAUAGUACCGGUUGUUAAGUAAAUGUCUCAUCGGGCACCGUGAGGUAAAAUGUAUACGAGGUACUCACGCUACACACACACACACACACAGGACAAAUUUGUCCUUUAUGAGAGGUUUAGUAAAAGCAUUGUGUACUUGUUGGGUGUGACAAAAGUUAAUUCUAAGAUUUUAAUAUAAAAAAAAUUUCGCAUAAAUUUUAUAAAUAAGAAAUUCGAUCGAGUCGUUUUACUAUUAUUGUAAUGAAAUAUAAUAGAAAUUAAUAAUGUUUUAUUUUAAUAUUUCGCUAAAGAUCGAUAUCAUUGAAAUAAUUUUGCUCGUGCCUGUGUAUGCCUGUGUCAAUGCAUGAAGGCAUGAAAUGAAACAAAACGAAGUUAUAGAGCCAUUGAAAAUAUUAUUUUUCAAAAAAAUAUAAUCGCAAAAAACUAUAACAAUAAGUACAAUAUAUGUUAUAAUUGUAAGGCAUGUGAGUAGUAAUAACAUUUGCCUUCGAAUGUGUUUAGUUGGAAAAAAUAAGUUCUAUGGUGCAGCAACGUUUGCCAGUCAAUGAAGAAGCAUUUCCAUUUGAAUAUUGUCAUCCAAGCAAUAAUAAUACUGCUGAGAUCAAUUGCAAGUGGGCAAGUGUUAAAUAACGCUAGUGGUAGAAUUGUGGGUGGCGAAGCAACAACAAUUGAUAAAGCUGAUUUUAUGGUUUCGAUACGCGUAUCGGGCAAAUUUAUAUGCGGUGGCAGUUUAGUUACCAACGAAUAUGUAAUAACUGCGGCUCAUUGCGUGAAGGGCUUUUCGCCUAGCAGCUUAACGAUUGUAGGGGGCGUCACGAAACUUUCAGAGGCCGGUGUGCGCCGAGGUGUUACAAAAAUUAUUCUACCUAAGGACUAUAAUCAAAGAACUUUUCAUCGCGAUGCAGCAGUGUUGAAAUUAAGCGGCAAAAUGGAUGGUAACAAUAUUGGAACAAUUGAGCUGUGCAACAAAACAUGGCAAUUGGGUGAUUAUAUACAAGUUUAUGGCUGGGGACAAGUCAGCGAAAACAUUCGGGGCAGUUCAAAUGUAUUGCGCGCAGUUACUGUACCGUUAGUAGGUCGUAAAAAAUGCAUCAGUAUGUAUAAAAAGGAAGCUACAAUUACCCAGAGCAUGUUUUGCGCGGGCAAUGCCGAUGGAAAGGAUUCUUGUGCCGGUGAUUCGGGCGGGCCGGCCGUAUUCGGGGAACAAUUAUGCGGCAUAGUUUCAUGGGGCGUUGGCUGUGCACGCCCUGAAUAUCCCGGUGUUUAUACAAGUAUUAAGACUGUUAAAGGAUUCAUUAAUAAAGCCAUGGUAUUGUAGUACUUGAAAUUAAAAUUAAUUCCAGGUUUCCGUUUCAUUUCUUUAAUAAAUUCGUUUCAAAAACUGAGAAAGAAAGUGUGCAAAGAGAGAGAGUAGUGCAAACAUAACAAGGUAAGUUUUUCUUACGAGAAAGUGAUCAAAGGGAUUAUCGAAUUUCUACUGCCUUUGCU
Molecule: messenger RNA, 1578 nt
Organism: Glossina fuscipes
Lineage: Eukaryota; Metazoa; Arthropoda; Insecta; Diptera; Glossinidae
Product: seminase
Exons: 1
Coding region: 635-1408 (257 amino acids)
Biological process (GO): proteolysis
Molecular function (GO): serine-type endopeptidase activity
Source: RefSeq, a predicted model, not a curated record